CACCAAUUGAACUUAAUUACAAUAAAAUGUGGAAAUGGCUCUUCUGUAUCAACAAAAAAGGCAAAUUUUUCUUCUGCAUCAAACCUUCAGCCGGAGUCAAGUUCAUUAUCCUAUAUGGAUUCGUAGCUGCAGUACUCCAGCUGUUUUGGGUGUUUUAUCGUGCAGUGUUUGCGGAGGAUAGUGAUGAGCAAGAUGAGUUUUCGAGGGUGGUGAAAUGAAACGAGGCUUAUCUUGGGCUAGGAUUUGAUACCAUAUGAAAUGUGUUCGCAGGACAUAUUAAUAUGUUUACUCUAGCGUUUACUGUUAUGUCGGUCAUAUGAGGAGGAAGUGUUGCAAUAUGUGGUCUAUAUGCUUGGUUAUGAGGUUUUAGUUUUCAUGAGACAGAACGAUAUUUUUAUAUAAAUUUUGUAUUCACCAUAUAUUUCCAGAUCCACAGUAUUAUUAUUGCAAUCACCCUUACUCCUAAUUUUAUUUUACCUAUCAUUUCCGGGGCUUUUGGCUUAUACAUCAUCUUAUGCCUGAACAACCUCCUUUACUGAUUUCUCGAAACAGUUGAAUUAAAAUACCGCAGAAGAAGAGAACUAAAUUCCCAAUAUUACCACCUCAACGACCAAGAAUAGCCCAAUUUCUUCAAAUUUUAUCUAAAUCCUUAACAAAAAUCCCUCUGGGCUUAUA
This is a messenger RNA of Moneuplotes crassus, 675 nucleotides long. The record is from the annotation of a GenBank genome assembly. NCBI's taxonomy places the organism in Eukaryota, Ciliophora, Spirotrichea, Euplotida, Euplotidae.